Sphenostylis stenocarpa is the source of this 3618-nucleotide messenger RNA. NCBI's taxonomy places the organism in Eukaryota, Viridiplantae, Streptophyta, Magnoliopsida, Fabales, Fabaceae. The record is from the annotation of a GenBank genome assembly.
AUGAGGAAUCCAGUUGGUUUCAGGUUGAUGAUGUUUAUGGUGUGUCUGGUGUUGCGGGUUGUUUUUGGUGCAGAGGAAAUAAGAUGCAUACCAGAGGAGAGGGAAGCACUCCUCCAGUUCAAGAGUGCCCUUGUGGAUCGCUAUGGCAUGCUCUCCUCUUGGACCACUCCUCACUGUUGCCAAUGGCAGGGGAUUCGCUGCAGCAACCUCACCGCCCAUGUUCUAAGCCUCCACCUUCAUGGAGAAAGGGGUGAUUUUGACAUCUCUCCACGUUAUAUCAGCGGAGAGAUCCACAAGUCAUUGAUGGAGUUGCGAGAAUUAGAGUAUUUGAACCUCAGUUCCAAUUCUUUUCCGGACAGUCACAUCCCAGAGUUUCUUGGUUCUUUGAGAAACUUGAGAUACCUUGAUCUGUCAUACUCUAAUUUUGUUGGAAAAAUCCCAAGCCAGUUAGGGUCUCUUUCUCACUUGAAAUACUUAAAUCUUGCUGGAAAUUCUCUGAAGGGUACAAUCCCUCGUCAACUUGAAAAUCUCUCUCAGUUGCAGUAUCUUGAUCUUCGGUCCAAUUCUUUCGAAGGAAAUUUACCAUCUCAACUUGGGAACCUUUCAAACUUACAAGAACUCUAUCUUGGAAGAUAUUAUCAUACUCUCAAAGUUGACGAUGGAGGUCAGUGGCUAACAAAUCUCUUCUCUUUAACCCACCUUUACAUGGAGUCUAUUUCAAAUCUUAAUCAUUCUCAUAGUUGGUUGCAAGUGAUUGCCAAGCUACCAAAUUUAAGGGAACUGAGUUUAGUUGAUUGUAGCCUUUCCGAUCACUUCAUUCUGUCAUGGAGGCCCUUCAAGUUAAAUUUUUCUACUUCUCUCUCGGUCCUUCAUCUUUCUGAGAACUCCUUCACCUCACCGAUGAUAUUCCAGUGGGUGUCAAACAUCACUUCCAACCUUGUUGAGCUUGACCUUAGUUUUAACCUCUUGGAGGGUUCCACAUCAGGUCAUUUUGGCACGGUCAUGAAUUCGCUUAGACACCUUGACCUCUCCUCCAAUAGAUUCAAGGGUGGGGAUAUGAAAUCCUUCGCCAAUAUAUGCACCUUACAUUCUUUAAAUUUGAUUGCAAACAAUUUGACUGAAUCUCUCCCAUCCAUUCUUGGUAAUUUGUCUAGUGGUUGUGUUAAACACUCAUUACAAGAACUGGAUAUGAGCUAUAAUGACAUCACUGGCACUUUACCUGACUUGUCAAUAUUUCCAUCUCUUGAAACAUUGGUUCUUGAUCAAAAUAAUUUGAAUCGAAAGAUACCAGAAGGUGUCAGGUUACCAUCAAAUUUGGAGGUUUUGUCAAUCAAGUCAAACUCUUUAGAAGGUGGAAUUCCAAAAUCAUUUGGGAAUGCAUGUGUUUUGGGCUCACUUGAUCUAUCUAAUAACAAUUUAAAUGUAAAUCUUCCAAUGAUAAUCCAUCACUUGUCUGGAUGUGCAAGAAACUCGCUAAAAGAAUUGAGGUUGGGUGGAAAUAAGAUCAGCGGUACGUUACUUGAUCUCUCAAUAUUUUCAACCUUGCAAGUGUUGGAUCUUUCAAAUAAUCAAUUAAAUGGUAAGAUACCAGAAGUUAUCACGUUACCAUCAACUUUGGAAGCUUUGUCCAUCAGCUCAAAUUCCUUAGAAGGUGGAGUUCCAAAAUCAUUUGGAAAUGCAUGUGCUUUGGGCUCACUAGAUUUAUCUUAUAACAAUUUGAAUAUAGAUCUUCAAGUGAUAAUUCAUCACUUGUCUGGAUGUGCCAGAAACUCGCUACAAAAGUUGAGUUUGGGUGAAAAUAACAUCAACGGAACAUUUCUUGAUUUCUCAAUAUUUUCAACCUUAGAAGUGUUGGAUCUUUCAAAUAAUCAAUUAAAUGGUAACAUACCAGAAGUUGUAUGGUUACCAGCAAAUUUGGAGGUUUUGUCAAUCAGCUCAAACUCAUUAGAAGGUGGAGUUCCAAAAUCAUUUGGGAAUGCAUGUGCAUUGCGCUCACUGGAAAUGUCUAAUAAUCGCUUCAGUGGUGAGUUUCGCACAAUAAUUCAUCACUUGUCGGGAUGUGCUAGAUAUUCAUUGGAAGUAUUAAAUCUAGGCAUGAAUCAAAUCAAAGGUACACUACCUAAUCUCUCAACAUUCACAACUUUAAAAGAAUUAUAUCUUUAUGGAAACAAGCUAAAUGGAGAUAUUCCGAAAGAUAUUCAAUUUCCACCUCACUUGGAAGAUCUAGAUAUGCAAUCAAAUUUCUUAAAAGGUGUGCUGAGUGAAUACCAUUUCACUAAUAUGUCUAAUUUAAAGACAUUAGAGUUAUCCGACAACUCAUUGGCCUUGGAUUUUAUCCAAAACUGGGUCCCUCCUUUUCAGUUGCAGAUCAUAGGAUUGAGAUCUUGCAAUCUAGGUCCAGCAUUUCCCAAAUGGUUGCAAACACAAAAUGAAAUUCACGAUAUUGACAUUUCAAAUGCUACCAUAUCAGAUAUUGUUCCUGAAUGGUUUUGGGCUAAAUCACAAUUUCAAUCAUUAGCUUAUUUAGAUUUGAGUCAUAAUAAAUUUUCAGGAAAGAUUCCUACUUCAAUGGGGUCGCUUCUUGAUCUUCAAGCAUUGCUGUUGAGAAACAACAGUUUAGUAGGAGAAAUCCCUUUCUCAUUGAGGAAUUGGACAAAGCUAGUAAUGCUAGAUAUGUCAGAAAACAAAUUAUCAGGGUCCGUCCCUGCCUGGAUUGGGACAAAAAAAGAAUUGCAAAUUUUAAGUUUGGGAGGGAAUCGAUUCUAUGGGAGUUUACCAUUACAGAUUUGUUGUUUACGAAAGAUUCAGCUCUUAGAUCUCUCACUAAACAACUUAUCUGGAAAAAUUCCAAAAUGCAUAAAAAACUUUACUUCAAUGGCUGAAACAACAUCUUCAAACAAUGGAGAUCAUCGAUAUGUUUUCAUCCUUGGAGGUUUCUCAAGCCAUCAGCUAUACUAUUUGAAUGCAUUCUUGACGUGGAAAGGUUCAAAACAACUGUUUGAGAAUAAGGGUUUAUCACUUCUAAUAAGCAUUGAUCUCUCAAGUAAUCAUUUUUCAGAAGAAAUUCCUGUAGAAAUAGAGAAAUUAUCUGGAUUGAUUUCAUUGAACUUAUCAAGAAACAAAUUAAUUGGAAAAAUUCCUUCAAAUAUUGGAAAGUUAGCAUCACUUGAAUCUCUUGAUUUGUCAAGAAAUCAGCUUAUUGGUUCAAUUCCUCAAACUCUUACUCAAAUUUAUGGACUUGGUGUGCUUGAUUUGUCACAUAACUAUCUAACCAGACAAAUUCCAACCGGGACACAGUUACAGAGUUUCAAUAGUUCGAGCUACGAAGAUAAUCUCGAUCUUUGUGGACCACCACUUAAGAAAUUGUGUAUUGAUGGAGGGCGAACGCAAGAACCCAAAGUUGAAGUUGAUGAGGAAGAAGAUUCAUUUUUGAAUAAUGAAUUUUUAAUGAGUAUGGGAUUUGGAUUUGUUGUAAGCUUCUGGAUGGUGUUUGGCUCAAUCUUAUUCAAGCGUUCAUGGCGACAUACCUAUUUCCAGUUCUUGAAUAAUUUAGCAGACAAUAUUCAUGUCAAAGUAACAACACUCUUGGCUAAAAUAUUGAAGCUGACCUCAAGUUAG